Molecule: messenger RNA, 699 nt
Organism: Penicillium brevicompactum
Lineage: Eukaryota; Fungi; Ascomycota; Eurotiomycetes; Eurotiales; Aspergillaceae
Exons: 2
Coding region: 1-699 (232 amino acids)
Source: RefSeq, a predicted model, not a curated record
AUGUCCGUCUAUGCUACCUUUAGCGCAGCGCCUGCCUCGGUGAUCAAGGGCGUCAAAAGGUUACCGCAGCCUGUCGGAAUCCGACCAGAGCAUAUUGCCGACGAGGAAACCCUCCUCUAUCUCAAACCCCAGUAUGAUCACCGCUCGCCCAAUGAAUACACCAUAAAAAGAUACUGGGACGACUCCAAUAUGUUCACAAUCACUGGACACAAAUAUGGCGACACUCCAGCGCGCGAAUUCCGCGAUGCAUCAGGUCUGCCGAUGUUUCAAUCCCGCGCGACAGCGUUAGCAUGGAAGAGACCGUUGCGCGUGCGAUUACCGGGUAACGAGGAGACUGAGCUGGUUGACUUCCGACUGGGCCCGAAUCGAGUGUCCAAGCUCUCAUUUCGCAACGCGAUGGCCCCGGAGGUUGAAGAAAAGUCUUACAAUAUGGUGGAAGUCGAAGUUCGUGAUAUGGACACUGCCGCGUGGACCGGCUGCUCGGCCACCGUGAAGGGUCAGAAAGUACUUGAUAUACGCGAAAGCAUUACUAUGAACAGGAGUUUACCAAAGGGGAGGGCAAAGGGUGAUGUUUCCUUGAUGCCGAGGCAAAUACUUGAGAUCACUGUCGCUGAGGGUUUUGACAUGUCACUGGCUGCGCUUAUUGCUGUUCAAAUGGCGGAUACGAGAUUUAGCACAGCCCCUCCGCCCCGACGCUAA